ACACACCCUCGAAGUCGUACGUGCGCAUGCGCUUUACUUUUACCGAAUAUCCUGGCUUCUAAAUAAACGUGAGCAGCAGUCACAUGACUGAAAAAUCAAAACGCCUAGUUUUCUGGAAAUAGGUCGUUGAAGAAGACGGCGGAAACGGCGAGAGCUAGACACCAGCAGACAAGCCCACUCGGGAUCCCGUGCUUUGGUUGACCGAUAGACGAGGGAGAGAGGAUCACGUGAUGGCGUCGCCGAGCGAUGCAGUGGGGAGACGGCAAGCGACGGUGAAGGCGAAAGUUGUACUGUUGGGGGAGGGCGCGGUGGGCAAGACGUCGCUCGUGCUCCGUUACUCGGAGAAUAGGUUCAACGACAAACACGAGCAGACGCUACAGGCAUCGUUUGUAGAGAAAAGACUCAACAUCGGAGGCAAGAGAAUCCAGCUGGCUAUUUGGGACACUGCAGGCCAGGAGCGGUACCACGCUCUGGGACCCAUCUACUACCGGGACAGCCAGGGAGCUAUUAUUGUCUAUGACAUCACCGAUGAAGACUCGUUUCACAAGGCGAGAAACUGGAUAAAGGAGCUGAAGCGAAUGUUGGGGGACAAAGUGACACUUUGUAUCGUAGGAAACAAGAUUGAUUUGGAUCGUCAACGAACGGUUACCGAGAGAGAUGCUUUAGAAUAUGCAGAGUCGGUUGGGAGCCAAACACUACUACACUUCAGCCAAGCAGAGCAAGGGAAUCACUGAACUGUUCCUCGACCUCGCGAAAAGAAUCCUAGAAGCCAACCCUCCAUCGUCGUCAAUAGCUCCAGAGUCCCAGCGACGUGGCCCCACCCCCGCGGCCUCCCACCCUCCCUCCCAGCCCCGACAGAGAAGUACGCUAAUAGUGACUGACGACUCUGAGCAGUCGGCCACAAAACACGGCGGUGGGGGUUGCUGUAGUUGAUAGACCCUCACUCGCGUGUAGAAAUAGCUCUUUGCGCGAUUCCUCUACAGUUUUUGCUUGUCGUGCGGUUUUGGUUUCUAUGAUUAUUAAUAACCAUUGAUGUCUCCUGUUUGUUGUGUAUUUAAUUGCAUUCACACAUCACGAACUGUAUAAGAUCGAACUGUCGAUAACACAUCGAACAAAGCUUGCUGGAUUGGAUUAAGUAUUAAGUGGAUUCAUAAUUAUUAUGGGCAUGCAGAAUUUUUGUAUACAGUAUUGUGUGAUUGUUUUUUUGCAUCAACAGUGCAUAAUGAGUUAGCAUUAUACUACCUGGCCGUUGUAAAAUAUAAAUUUCGCAUCCCUUUGGCCAUCACGUAAAAAGUUAGCUCCAAUAGGAUCACCCAUUACAAUGUAUUACUACACGCCGUGAGGUU
Messenger RNA from Geodia barretti, 1346 nucleotides. The record is from the annotation of a GenBank genome assembly. Lineage: Eukaryota; Metazoa; Porifera; Demospongiae; Tetractinellida; Geodiidae.